UGAUAGAGAGAGAGGUAAAAGGAAAAGAAAAAAAGUUGUUCUUUUUUUCUUCUUCUCUCUUUGUUGUGUAUCUGUGGGGUUGAGCAUUUUUUUUGAAGGAUCAAAGAGGCGUAUGAAAAUUGAUGUAGCAAGCUUAUCAUCAACAACAAUUAAGCAAAUAAAUGAUGGCAGCUGGAAACCCUAGCUGGAGGAGCAUGAAUCCACCACCUCAACAACAUUCUUCUAAUUUGUUUACUGCUCCAAUACCCCCAUCUCUCCUCUCUCCUCAGUAUGUCCUUGGAUCUUCUACUACUCUUCUUCCUAAUUCUUUGCCUAUUCAUCAUUUCCAAGAGCUUCCCGUACAGUCAUGGAGCCAACGACUCCUGGGAGGAUUAUCCGGGGAAGAAGAAAGGUUUGGGACAAGUCAUUAUCAGCCUAAAAAGUUGGAAAUUUGGGAAAGCCAAAUCCUAAACCCAUCUCCAAGGGUUCCUUUGGUUGUUGACGUAAAGCAAGAGAUUACUCAAAAUAGCAACCUCUUGGGUCACAGCAAUGAUGAAUUUCAAGCAUCUGCGAUUGCUUGGUCCCAAGUCAUGCCAGUUUCCCCUCCCAGAUCUUGCAUUACUAACUUAAGUAGUAAUAAUAUAUUAGAAUUGACUUACCACAAGGGGGCAAAUCAUGAAACGACGGUUAAUCAACCUGGCUUAAAUCAUUCUUCUGAGUGUAAUAGCACGGCCGCAGGUCGGGUAUGCAAGAAGGCUAGGGUUCAGCCAUCUUCCAGUUCAAGCCAACCACUUCAAAAGGUGAGAAAGGAGAAGCUGGGAGAUAGAAUAACAUCACUUCACCAGUUAGUUUCCCCAUUUGGAAAGACCGACACUGCUUCUGUGUUGUUAGAAGUUAUUGGGUAUAUCAGAUUCCUUCACGAUCAAAUUGAGGCUCUUAGCUCCCCUUACUUGGGGACCGCAUCUCAAAACGUGAGAAACCAACAAUCUGAUAAGGCGAAGGACUUGAGGAGUAGAGGGCUGUGCUUGGUUCCUGUAUCAUGCACUACUCAUCAUACUGAAACCGAUAACGAUGGUGCUCAGUACUGGCCACCGACUUUCGGAGGCGGCGGAUUUUAAAUUAGUAGAUUUUCAGCAUCAAACUUUGGAAGAAUUGAAUUGUAUAACACAAUGAGCAGUCGAUCUGCUGAAAAUUUUAAAAGGCCGAUUGCUCACC
Molecule: messenger RNA, 1194 nt
Organism: Hibiscus syriacus
Lineage: Eukaryota; Viridiplantae; Streptophyta; Magnoliopsida; Malvales; Malvaceae
Product: transcription factor bHLH68-like
Exons: 7
Coding region: 162-1097 (311 amino acids)
Biological process (GO): regulation of transcription by RNA polymerase II
Cellular component (GO): nucleus
Molecular function (GO): protein dimerization activity; DNA-binding transcription factor activity, RNA polymerase II-specific; RNA polymerase II cis-regulatory region sequence-specific DNA binding
Source: RefSeq, a predicted model, not a curated record